This is a messenger RNA of Lichtheimia ornata, 936 nucleotides long. RefSeq lists its product as uncharacterized. The transcript has a single exon. Lineage: Eukaryota; Fungi; Mucoromycota; Mucoromycetes; Mucorales; Lichtheimiaceae. The coding region runs from base 1 to 936 and encodes 311 amino acids. The record is from RefSeq and is a predicted model, not a curated record.
AUGCGCUUAAAACUCUUUCCCAACCAUGCACAACCCCUAUUGAGGCUGCAACAUCCUACCAACAACAAUCCAUUCUUCAAAUCUAAGCGAUUUUCUGCAACCACCACACAACAUUCACAGAAUAAGGAAGCAGCCACCACAAUCGACCAUUUACCGGAUGAGAUAAUCACGCUGAUAUUGCUUUCGAUUCAAGACGUUGAUAUCGAGAUGCUAUGCACCAUUGCAGCUGUAACACCAAAGUUUCGACGUAUCGCCAUGGAUUUAAUUCGACGCUACAUGCUACCUGGUAUCCAGCUUAAUACCUUGAUUGACCAAGAAGGUCGUCGUCGCUUCACAACGCACUACUUUUUCCAGGCCUUGGAUGAAGAAAAGAUGAUGGCUACAUUUAUACCAUUGAUAUCCACACCCAAGCGCGUUCGUAAUGACAAUUAUGCUGCCCUUCCCACGCUUCGUCGUUUAUGCAUGAGUGAUUCAGGCCAUCAGGCGCCUGUAAACAAAAGCGGGCCACCACCACGUCAUGAGUCUUUAAACAGACGGCAAGCAUCAUGGCACACACUCGACAGCAUGACGCCUACGAUGCUUGAUAUGGAUUCCAAUACGAAUGCCUUAGUGACUAAAAAACGACCUUUAAAAGUCGCUCAAGCGGGUCAUCAUGUGAGUUGCUCAAACAGGAUGGUGCCAAGCACCAGUGGCAGCAGCAACAACAGCGUGUGGCAAAUGGGAUAUCGUGUUGAUGAAGGCAGCGGGAGCGAUCAGGAUCGCUACGUGACUCCAACACAUGUUCACAUCCAUCUUUCAUUGCUAUGGCAACAAAAGAAAAGAAAUCACACAAGCCAUGCUUGGACAACAUCUUUUGGAUGGAUCAAAAAGAAAAAGACGACGACAACAGCAACAUCUAAUCCUAUAGACAUUAACAACAACAGCAUCAUCACGUAA